Molecule: messenger RNA, 2952 nt
Organism: Caenorhabditis bovis
Lineage: Eukaryota; Metazoa; Nematoda; Chromadorea; Rhabditida; Rhabditidae
Source: the annotation of a GenBank genome assembly
AUGAAAAAACGGAGCCGGCAAACCGAUGAAGAAGAACUCAGUGGUGAGCUUUUGACUUCUCAGGCACUCAUCAAACGAAUAGAAGCGGAAAAUUGGGUCGGAUCGGUAGAGGAAACUUCGGAAAUUCGGAAAAUAUUGGAAGAUAUGAGAGAUGAUGACUCCGCGAAGAACUCCGUUAAAAAUAUAAGCUUAUUGGCUUUGUCGAAUCUUCUGAUCAGCUAUCAUGCGACGUGUGCAGAAAUUGACAAAAAUAUUUUUGGCAUUUUGAUGUUCCUCGAAAAAUAUGGAACAGAUUUCAGUGUUUUACAACCAAUGGUUUUCGGAGAAGAAGCUCAACGGAAUUACUAUAAUUUGAGGAAAAUGGGUCAAAGUUUGCACGUGAAAAUUACGCCCGAUGACGCGAUCAAGACGUUUUUGAAUUCGGCGACAAUUUGGAAUACGAUGAAAUAUCACGUGAGAGAAGUUAGCGAGGAGAAUGCGGAGAAAAUCUACGAUGUCCGUUAUAUUCUGAGAUUCUUGUAUUCUCUUCUCUAUCCGGCAUCUCCGUUGUCAUGCCGCUUAUUUAUUGAGCGCAAUUGUCUCGCUUUGCUGUUUUCAUGCACAUCAUCAUCGGACCCAGACAUCAGGACCAUUGCUUACGCGUGUUUGCAGAGAUAUAUGAAUUUGUUGCAGGAGCUCAAGCUUGAAGUUUUUGCCGAGAAAAGUUUGGUUGUAUAUCUGAUUCGAAUGUUCAAGCAUAGUUCGGACAAGCCGAUUUCUCGCGUUUCAAGCAUCGUGUCACAUUUCUUCGCGAAAGUUUCAAAAUUGCUGCUGGAGCCGAACAAUGUUGUUUACCCGCAAAUAAUGGCGUUUUUAUGCAUGAAGCCCAUUUUCGAUACGGAAAAUGUUCCUGAAUUCCUUAAAUUGUUCUUCUCGAGUUCGCCUGAACAUCACAACGAAGAAAGAGAAUGGAUUUUGUCGCUGAUUGCCGAGGCGAUGUUGGAACCCAUUGAUUAUCAACUUCUACAGAAUAGAGCUGGAAUUAAAUUAUUACUUUCUGCAUUCAGUAGCUUAUGGAUUAAUAAGGAAUCGCGAGCACUGAUCCUAAGGAUUCUUCAGAAUUGUGUUCUCAUGCCUUCAGUGGCCCAUGACUUGUUCAAUCGUGAAGCUCUUCAUUCGUGGAUUGUUGCGAAUAUUGAGAGCAAGAGAUUCACCGACUGGGAACGCAACUAUCUCGCCCAGAUAUUCGCGAAUCUUGUCGAAAAUGAGCGAAAAUAUCAGAGGAGUCAGAAGGGCGGAAAAGUUGAGCUUUGCACGACAUCGGUGAUCACUUCGAAGAUUUGCAACAAAAAAAUAAGUCAAGUGCUUACACGAAUCAUAACGCAUAAUAAAAACGGUCGGGAAGCUGAAAAAGCUCAGGAGUCUCUUUCGAAAAUUGAAGAAGUGAUAAACCGUAAAUGGAAGAUUAAACAAAAAAAACCCGAGUUGUGCAAACACGAAAUUGCGAUAAUCGGUUUUUGCGGCGACGCCUUUGGUGGCGAGCCGAACCGAGCCGAGCCGGUCCGGUUGGACGGCGUGCUUCGCGCCAGCGCCGACCGGACGCAUUUCGGCCAAAUGUUCGCGUUGUUCUUGCUCGUUAUCUCGCCCGCCAGCAUCGAUUCCGCAUCGAUACCGGAGUUUUGUCCGCAAUUUGCCGUUUACGGAAAGUUGCCCGACGAGGGAUGCGAACAGCCGUCGGAUCCUAAUGAUCUGCCCGAAUCGGAUAUUGAGAAAUGGUUCACGAGGGAGAUGUUUGAUGAUUUGUUCCCGAAAUCCAACAUUGGUCUCGGUCCGAACUCGUGCCUACCGUACUCUUACGACGCCUUCAUUAUCGCGGCGCGAUAUUUCCCCGAAUUUGGCGCCUCGCAUCCAAAUAGGCAUUUCAAACCGCACGAGCAUCAUAAACGCGACGUCGCCGCAUUCUUCGCCCACGCUCUUCAGGAGACCGGCGAGAACGACGUCGGCCUCUACAACAAUACGGAUUUGACUGUCGAGCAAGCGCAUGAAUGCUUCUAUCGUGGCGGUUUCUAUAAUUGGUUCGAGAGGGGCCCAACGUCCAAUUUUCUGCCACCGGAUAGUCCAGGACAUCAUCCUGAAGAUGGCAAACGUUGCGUUCUCGAUGGCCGCUAUUGCAAAAGCGAAUCAGUUCUCGAUUUUUGGUAUCCAUGCAAUCCCGAAACGGAAGAGCUCGGCAACACGACCUACUAUCAAGGAUGCUAUUUCGGACGUGGAGCACUUCAGCUCUCAUGGAACUACAAUUACGGGCUCUUUCAGCAAUUCCUUCUAACGAAAAAUAUCAAAGUCGAUUUGAUCGAGAAUCCGAAUUUGGUUCUGACGAAAAUGGAUCCCCCACUCGCGAUGAUGGCUUCUCUUUGGUUUUACAUGACACCGCAGCCGCCGAAGCCGUCAAUGCACCAAAUUGUCGUCGGUGAUUGGCGGCCUUCAUCGAAGAAUCGAAGAGCCGGCUACCACGGUCCAAUUUUCGGACCAACAAGCUUAAUUAUUAAUAAUGAGUGUGGUGGCGAGGAUCGAGAAGAACCAGGUGGUCCCGGAGAAUCGCGACGAAUCAAGGCGUUCAAAUGGUUUUGCAAAUAUUUCAAAGUUCCCGUCGGCACGGAAAGAACUCUCAGCUGCAAAGGAAUGCUUGACAACUUCGACGCCGUUCAGCACAUGUAUUCAUGGCAUCCGGAUUGGGGCAACAUGUGGAAGUCGCAGGCAUGCGAUUGUGCUCCAGCUCCCUACGGAGGCCCACUACCAUAUUACGAUCCGAAAUUUUAUCCGCACGAGUUCACAAAGCAAAACGACAGAAAUCGUCUGAGAUGCGUCUACAGCAUCUACGAGAAUCCGCACCUAUUCCGUCUCGACGAAGGCAAUUCGCCGUGUCUGAAACACAAGCCGAAAAUCAAACUAACGCGUACUGGUUUGAGGAAUUAG